AUGACAACAGCAGAAGAAACUUCAAACUUGGAUCUCAUACGCCAACAUCUCUUAGGUGAAAACAUCUCAGACUCCUUGUUCUCCAACCUCCAUCCUGUGAAACUUGAAGCCCCCUCAUCACCAGAGUUUGAUUUCAGCUCAUUUAUUUCAGACAACACCAGUUUCUUCACUUUCCUUCAAGGGUAUGAUUUGGUGGCAGACAUGGAGUUUGUUGAUCACAAGGCCGUGAAGUCCACAGCAACAACAACCAUCACCAUCCCCUCUAAGGAACCAAAGAAAUGCAAUUCUCCUGAACCAAUGGUAUCAUCAGAAGAGAAGGGAAAGAAGGCAGAAAAUGAUGAGGCAAAGCGUUACAGGGGAGUUAGGAGAAGGCCUUGGGGCAAAUUUGCUGCUGAAAUCCGUGACCCUACAAGGAAAGGGACAAGGGUUUGGCUUGGCACUUUUGACAGUGAAAUUGAUGCUGCUAAGGCCUAUGAUUGUGCUGCUUUCAAGAUGAGGGGUCAGAAGGCCAUUCUGAACUUCCCUCUUGAGGCUGGAGAGUCUGAUCCAAAGCCAAACAGUUGUGGCAGGAAAAGGAGAAGAGAGAGCCAUGAAUUGGAGCUGUCACAAGUCCAAGUUCAUCAUGGUGUGUCCUGA
Messenger RNA from Sphenostylis stenocarpa, 636 nucleotides. Lineage: Eukaryota; Viridiplantae; Streptophyta; Magnoliopsida; Fabales; Fabaceae. The record is from the annotation of a GenBank genome assembly.